CACAUCUUAAUGAAGGAUUCAUAAAAGAAGAUAGAAUGAAACACACUUCAUCAAAGCUUUUCUACAUACAUAAGCUAUAAAAGAAUGGUGAUAUUAACGUACAACAGAUUCGUUCAAAUGACAAUGUGACUGAUUUAUUCACCAAGUCUUCUCCAAUUGCAACUUUCAAGAAGAUGGUACACAAGAUCGGGAUGCAAAAGUUCAUUGAUGUUCUCAUCAGGAGGAGCAAAUACGCUCUGUACUCUUUUUCCCUUACGAGGUUUUGUCCUACUGGAUUUUCCUUGUAAGGUUUUUAAUGAGGCAACUGAUAUUCGUAUUGUUAGAGAUGUAUACUUUUUACCUUCUGUAGAUUUUCUUUCCCACUGAAUUUUUCUAAUAAGGUUUUAACGAGACACAUUAUCUAUCUAGAUAUUCAAGAGGAGUGUUAUAAAUAUAUUUACAUUAUAGUGAAUGUCUAUCAAGAUCUAAUAAAAUCUAGUUGAUAUCUAUCAGGAUUUGAAGUAUCUGUCUUUUAGUCAGAAACUAGGACUAUUUUCCCUAUAAAUAAAGAGAUUUUAUUCAUUGUAUUCUCAAUCAUAUGAUGUCUCAUCAUCAAGAGAAAUAAAGAAGUCUCUCUUCUCUCUAUUUAUUUUCUUCUUUCUUUUCUUUAUAUUUCAUAACAUUCUUAUUAUAUUCGAAGACAAAUAUAAUAAAAUUACUCCUAUUUAUUAUUUAUUAUUGCAAGUAAAAGAAAAAAGAAAAAGAAGAAAAAAUUUCACUCAUUUGGGAGAGGCACAAAAGUAAUUCUAUGUUCUUCUCCUUCCCCAUUUUGGUGUUACUUCUUUCUUUAACCUUAAGCUAGCUUUGUCACUCAUCUGACUUUUCCUGUUCUCCAUUCCUCCUUCGCAGCUAAAAAAAUUUGAGAUAUCCUAUCAACUACUUCAUAUAAUACUCCUACUAUUAUUAGUAUCAUCAUUUUUCCAUUGAUGGAGACUACUUCAAGCGUUUCGGAUUUUGACUCAAACCCAAAUCCAUCUUCGGAUUCAAGAACCUUUGGAGUUUAUGUAACUCCUCUUCGGGUAUUCCGAUACCCACUUUCUAGUUUCCUUGAAUAUUCCGGCUUACUCCGUACCCGACCCGAUAACCGAGAAACAGAUUUGCUCAUUCCUGAUACUAACAAUAAUAGUAAUAAUAGUACUCCCAACAACUCCGAGUCGUCUGAAUCAAUUUCUAGUGGGAAUGGUUCUGAAGUUUCAAUAAGGAUAAUUGGGGCUGGAGAGAAUGAUCAUCGUGAUGGUGAUGGGUUGGUUAUGGAUGAUGGGGAAGAGAGGGGUUUGAGUGUGGAAAGGUCUACUAUAGGAGAAGGUGAUUCUGGGAAUGGGAAUAGUAAUAGUAGGGAUUCUUCAUAUCAAAGGUAUGAUAUACAACAAGCUGCAAGGUGGCUUGAGCAGUUUCUUCCAUUUACCUUGCUCCUAUUGGUUGUUUUCAUCCGACAACACUUGCAAGGUUUCUUUGCCGUAAUUUGGAUCACGGCCUUCAUGUUCAGGUCAAAUGACAUUCUUCGAAAGCAGACAGCUUUAAAGGGGGAGAGAAAGAUCACUGUCCUCCUUGGUUAUUUUCUGGUGUUUAUGCUUCAUAUUAGUGGAAUCUACUGGUGGAAUCGCAAAGAUGAUCUGUUCUAUCCACUACUUAUGGUUCCUCCUAAGGCUAUUCCACCUUUCUGGCAUGCUAUUUUCAUCAUCCUGGUAAACGAUACAAUGGUCCGGCAGGCAGCAAUGGCUUUAAAGUUGGUGCUGCUUAUGUAUUACAAGAAUGGCAGGGGCCAUAAUUUCCGCAGACAGGGCCAAUUGCUGACUCUGGUAGAGUAUAUGCUGCUCCUAUACCGUGCACUAUUACCAACUCCUGUCUGGUAUAGGUUCUUUCUCAACAAAGAAUACGGAAGCCUUUUUUCAUCACUGAUAACAGGAUUGUACCUGACAUUUAAGCUAACAUCAAUUGUUGAGAAGGUUCGGUCAUUCUUUACUGCUUUAAAGGCACUGUCGAUUAAGGAAAUCCAUUAUGGGUCAUAUGCCACACCUGAACAGGUAAAUACAGCUGGUGAUCUGUGUGCUAUUUGCCAAGAGAAGAUGAAUACACCAAUUUUAUUGCGCUGCAAACACAUCUUUUGUGAAGACUGUGUCUCAGAAUGGUUUGAAAGAGAGAGAACUUGUCCUUUGUGUAGAGCCUUGGUCAGACCUGCUGAUCUAAGAUCUUUUGGAGAUGGAUCAACUAGCCUUUUAUUCCAGUUAUUCUAAUAUUUGAUGUUACACCUCUGUUGCCAUUCUCAAAAAAGGAAAUGCCGAUGUUACAACAAAGCAAAUGUGUUCCUCUACUAAUAGCACUCUCCUCAUUUCGAUCACUUGCCGAGUUACACUUAUAACAUCACCUGAUUCUGGGGGUUGCUCUGUUAAGGUUGCCAUGAGGAUCGCAGAAAGGGGCUUCUUUGAGGAUUUAGUGGGAGAUACAAUAUAAGUACAUAUUGUGGUUCACUUUUGUUUAUACAGAAGAAAAAAAAGGGUCCGUGUAAAGUUAUGUAACUCACAAAAUUUAACCAUAGUAUUUAAAAUUUUGCUUCUUUUUCGGGCGCGUACAAAUCUUCCUUAUCAUUUCAAUCUGUGGAAAUUUUACCCUAGUAUAUUCCUUGUAGCAUACAAGUGAUGCAACAGCUAAUCGAAAUGAAGUGAUGGUGUUGGGCCGGUAUGUAGCUGUGCCCAAUUGGUGGUUUUGCUUUA
This is a messenger RNA of Capsicum annuum, 2750 nucleotides long. RefSeq names its product E3 ubiquitin-protein ligase RNFT1. The record is from RefSeq and is a predicted model, not a curated record. Lineage: Eukaryota; Viridiplantae; Streptophyta; Magnoliopsida; Solanales; Solanaceae. Gene Ontology annotation, molecular function: ubiquitin protein ligase activity. Gene Ontology annotation, biological process: positive regulation of ERAD pathway. Bases 966 to 2273 code for a protein of 435 amino acids. The transcript has 8 exons.